Myodes glareolus (Bank vole) is the source of this 1532-nucleotide messenger RNA. Lineage: Eukaryota; Metazoa; Chordata; Mammalia; Rodentia; Cricetidae. The record is from RefSeq and is a predicted model, not a curated record.
AACAUCUGCUGCUACAGAAGACACACUACCUGAGACUAUGUCCCAGCUUAACAUAGAAUCACCUUCGAGCACACCUCCUGCUGAUGAUCAACAUCAGACUGCUCCCAGCCAUUCCCUAGACCUUGCUGAGAGUCUCCCUACUCCAGCUCCAGGCCUCACUAACCAAAAGACACAGACCCCAAGCCAGAGCACUACCAGAGGAGCUGUUGCCCAAAAUGAGGCCAUGACCGUGACAGUGCUGGAUGUAUCAGAGCAAAUUGAAUAUGAGUCAAAAGAACAUGAAAUAAAGUCUAUGUUUCAUGCUAAAGUGGCGACUGCGAACAAAUAUUUCAACGUAAAAGUUUUCAGCCUCAAACUGAAAGAGAAGUUCAAAAUAAGGAAUGUCAUCAACAUUGCCAAUUAUGUCCAGUUCAAAGGAAUCCUGGUGAUAAAUAGAAAUUCCUCUGUGACUAAAGUUGGUUACAAUGGAGUGAUCGUAGUUCCCAACAGAACAGCAGAGGAAACUCUCAUGAUUUCUGAUAUUAACAAGAUUGUAUGUAGAGCACCAUUUUAUGGGACGCUUACAUUGAACAAGAAAAAGGUGUACUCAAAAAACACAAUCUAUGAAAUGAUGGACGAGGGCGAUGAAGAUGAAAUUAUAGAAGUUGUAGGGAGAGGGAGAUGCUUCAACAUCAACUGUGAGAAAGGAGACAAACUACAGCUCUUCGACUUUGAACUGACAAGAACUAAUAAUCACGCAAAGCUGGUGUCUGGAAUUCACAGUUUCAUUAAGGUCAUCAAGGUUGAAAAAAAAGAAAAUAUUCCUUCUUCAUCCAAACCCGAAUAAUGAAGAAGGAAGUGGCGACCCACAGAAUUAAUUCAGUGCUUUCAACAGUGGAGUUUUUAAAAUAGAGACACCAAGCAACUGGAAACAAGCAACAGCUAUAGUAGUACAUCUGAGCAUUUACGUGUUGUUACCUAACCUGUGAUUACGUAUUUUCAUUUAUAAUAGGCUUUACUCUGUUUUUCUAUGAAAAUAACACGUGAGUUUAAUUUUUCCAGUGUAAGAAUAAUAAAAAUUUCUUUUGAAAAGGAUACAAACAUUCAGUCAAAGUAGUCAUCUACACUAUGUGGAAAGAAUUUUACCUACUGUUCUUCUGAUACAGGGCUAAUAUCCAAAAUAUAUAAAGAACUCAAAAAACUAGAUAAGCGAUAAAACAAAUAACCCAAUUGAAAUUUGGCUAAAGAUCUAAGCAGAGCAUUCUCAAAGAGGAAAUUUAAUUGGCUGUGACACACUUAAAUGUUCAACAUCCUUAGGUAUCAUAAAAUGCAAAUCAAAACUAUUUUGAGAAUUCAUCUUAAACCUGUCUGACCAGCUAAGAUCAGUAAAACAGGUGACAGCUCACACAGGUGAGGAUGUGGAGUAAGGGAAUAGCCAUCCAUUGUUGAUGGAGGGCAAACUUGUACAACUUAUUUCAGUUUCCUUUAAACACUUUUAAUGCAAUUCAAAUUUUUAGAUAUUUUUGUCUGGGAAGUCUUUUCCAGACUUAAAA